CCCCAACCCCAACUCUCAUUUAUAUAUUUCUUGCCAACUCUUCAGCACUUCAGCAUCCUCCUACAAGCAAAAACUGUAGUCUGAUCCAGAGAACCACAACACUUUCUCUCCAGAUUCUUCUCUCUGUCUCUCUCCUAUCUUUUCUCCGACGAUGAAGACAAUCCUCUCAGGCUCGCCCCAUGAGUCCUCUUCCUUCUCUUUCUCCCGACGCUACUUCAACUGGAGAAAGAAGCUCACCAACGAUGACGAAGACCAAACCCUCAACUUCAAGUUCAGCUCCUCCUCCCAUCACUUCUUCGACGAGGACGAGGACGACGAGGACAAAGACCCCAUCCAUGACGAGCCCGACUACCCGGUCCCCAAUUCUCUCGCCCCAUUCCAGGCCCCGCCGAAGAAGCUCCCGAAGCUCCGCGCCGCCCUCCACCUCUUCGGGAAGAAGCGUUCCAAGUUCCACGCCAUGCGCAGGACGCACGUGGUCGGGACGCUCUUCGGCAACCGGCGGGGUCAUGUCCACUUCGCGUUCCAGGACGACACGAGUUCGGCCCCGGCCUUCCUGAUCCAGCUGGCGGUGCCGACGAGCGUCCUGGUGCGUGAGAUGGCGUCAGGGGUCGUGCGGAUCGCCCUCGAGUGCGAUAAGAAGGCGACGACGGUGGUGGAGGCCGCCAAGAAGGAGAAGGAGAAGAAGAAGGAGGAGAAGGAGAAAAAGAAGAAGAAUAAUGGCGGGAAGCUAGCAGAGGAGGCGGUGUGGAGGACAUACUGCAACGGAAGGAAGUGUGGCUACGCGCUGCAGAGGGAGUGCGGGGAGGAGGAGGAGAAGGUGCUGAGCGCGCUGGAAGUGGUCUCGAUGGGGGCGGGGGUUUUGCCUGGUGAUAAGGGCGAUGCGCCGGGGGAGGAGGGGGAGAUGAUGUACAUGAGGGCGAGGUUCGAGAGGGUGGUGGGUUCCGGGGAUUCGGAGGCGUUCUACAUGAUGAGCCCUGACGGGAGCGGCGGCCCCGAGCUCAGCCUUUACCUGCUCAGAGUUUGAGGUUCACGAUGAAAGAUGACACGGCAGUUGGCCUUUGCCUCCUUCACGAGGUUAAUUAAGGUUGAGAAAGUUGCUUGCUGUUUUUGGACUUUUGGCUGCGUUCUUGCUUGUUUUUUUUUUACCCCCUUUUCUAUGGAGUUGGACUGAUGUGUUACUUCAGCAGCCAAAGGUGGUGAAUUGACUCGAGUCUUUUCUUAGCGUCAAUAGAUUCUUAAUGAGUAAAAAGGGUAGCGAGAUCUCGGAGAUUAUCGACGUCUGUCUCGUUGUGUUUUGGCUAAAUAGAAUAAGCUGCGAUUAUUGG
Molecule: messenger RNA, 1325 nt
Organism: Rhodamnia argentea
Lineage: Eukaryota; Viridiplantae; Streptophyta; Magnoliopsida; Myrtales; Myrtaceae
Product: protein MIZU-KUSSEI 1-like
Exons: 1
Coding region: 152-1024 (290 amino acids)
Biological process (GO): hydrotropism
Source: RefSeq, a predicted model, not a curated record